CUUUUUUCUUUUUUGAAAGUUCUUUUUCCUCAAGCAUUGGAAUAGAGCAGUCCGCUAUAAAUAAACACAUCCUUAAAAUUGACAAUUCUAUACUCAUAAAAAGUUUUAAAUUUUUCUUUCAGAGCUAAUUAAAGUAUUCUAAUUCAAGUAGACAAAACGACACCGUUCUAACUAGUGAACAUUGAAAAAAGAAAAACAGAAAAAGGCGCUUUCUUUCUCAUCUGUAAACCAAAACAUGAGACUUGAAGAAGAAGAAGAAACUGAAUAGAGAAGGAGGAGUAACCAAAAUGCAGGAUCCGAAUCCAAAACCAAACCCAACACAAGAGACCCAAAUCUUUCCUCCACAUCAACAUCAACAUCAACAGCAGCAGCAACCCUUUUCAUUCCACCGCCGAGCACACUCAGAAGUCCAUUUCAGACUACCAGAAGAUCUGGAUCUUGUACCCGACCCAUUUGAGGGUCCGUCCGGGAGCUCAUUUGAUGAGCUUGGAUCUGAAGAUGACAUCUUUUGCGCUUACAUGGGCAUUGAAAAGCUUGGAUCCAGACCUCAAGAAGGCUCUUCUUCUGCUCUCAAUAUUGACAAUGGUGAUGGCGGGCUCCACGUGCCAUCUGAGGUCGAUGCGGAUAAAAAUGCGAGGCCACGUCAUCGUUAUAGUAAUUCUGUUGAUGGCUCUUCCAUGCUGGAGUCUAUUGAGGCUAAAAAAGCUAUGGCUCCUGAUAAACUUGCUGAGUUGUGGUCUCUUGAUCCUAAACGAGCUAAAAGGAUUAUAGCAAAUCGGCAGUCUGCUGCUCGGUCAAAGGAGAGGAAAGCCCGCUAUAUAUCAGAACUUGAAAGAAAAGUGCAGACCCUUCAGACAGAAGCAACAACACUUUCUGCCCAACUCACACUAUUCCAGAGAGAUACAACAGGACUGACUACUGAGAAUACAGAGCUUAAGCUUCGGUUGCAAGCCAUGGAACAACAGGCUCAUUUACGUGAUGCUCUGAAUGAUGCACUAAAGAAGGAAGUAGAGAGGCUCAAGUUUGCGACUGGAGAAAUGAUGACACCAACAGAUAGCUAUCAUCUGGGAAUGAACCAUAUGCCAUAUACCCAAUCUUCCUUUUUUCCACCCCAGUCGCAACCAAGGCCAGUUAACACCCAAAACAUGCAAAUGCCACAGUUUCAUCCUUUCCAGUCUAACAUGUUAACUUCACAUCAGGCUAUUGCUGCCCCGUCUCAUUCACAUGCCUUCCCAGAGAUGUUGCCACUGGAUCCUCUUGGACGAUUGCAGGGGCUUGAUAUUGGUAGCAGAAGCACUGUUCUAGUGAAAUCUGAAGGCCCCUCAAUUUCUGCCAGUGAAAGCAGCAGCAUUUGAUGCAAAAUUUGCUGAUCUACACUUCACCCCGUUCGUAUUUUAUCAAAAUGUUUAUAGACUGACCGUUUUGACAGCUUAAGGUAAUAUUCUUUUGGGUGCGAUUUUUUUUCUCGAGUGGGAUUUUUUGGUCUUUGGUUCAUCAGCUCUUCAAGAUAUUCGUCAGAUUUUCUCCGUUACAACUUACAAAUCAAAUUUGUAAUUCUUGGGGGGUAAUCAUGCUGGAAUAGAAGUUUGUUCCUGGCAGAGAUGCUCCCUGUUAGAUUCUUUGUUACUGCUCAAAAUUUGUAUUGCUCAGAAAAAUGAAAUUUUUGAUUUUCCGUGUAUUUCAACAGAUGUUUUGUCUCUCAUUUUAAGAAUAGCUACUUGUAAUGCUUUUGAUUACAGUAGUAAUUCCUUUGAUGGUUGCAACUCCUUAUGAAUAAUUUACGAGUGUAGAAGUUUUGUAAUGGAUAGCACGAGAAGGUUGAUUC
Molecule: messenger RNA, 1825 nt
Organism: Ricinus communis (castor bean)
Lineage: Eukaryota; Viridiplantae; Streptophyta; Magnoliopsida; Malpighiales; Euphorbiaceae
Product: bZIP transcription factor 18
Exons: 4
Coding region: 288-1355 (355 amino acids)
Biological process (GO): regulation of DNA-templated transcription
Cellular component (GO): nucleus
Molecular function (GO): DNA-binding transcription factor activity
Source: RefSeq, a predicted model, not a curated record